Molecule: messenger RNA, 785 nt
Organism: Sitodiplosis mosellana (orange wheat blossom midge)
Lineage: Eukaryota; Metazoa; Arthropoda; Insecta; Diptera; Cecidomyiidae
Gene: tsu
Product: RNA-binding protein 8A
Exons: 1
Coding region: 147-644 (165 amino acids)
Biological process (GO): RNA splicing
Cellular component (GO): nucleus; cytoplasm; exon-exon junction complex
Molecular function (GO): mRNA binding
Source: RefSeq, a predicted model, not a curated record
CUGUCAUUAGUAAAGCAUCGGCAAAACCAAAACGUUUAAUAUUCACAAAUUCAUUUUCUUUAUUUAGUCAUAAAAAACCAUUGCAAUUUGGUUGUUCCAGUCGAUCAUUCGCUUUAUUUGGUUCAAAAGUCGUGUUAAACAGUAAAAUGGCUGAUGUUUUGGAUAUCGAUAAUGCUGAGGAGUUUGAAGUCGACGAAGAUGGUGAUCAAGGUAUUGUUCGAUUGAAGGAAAAGGCUCGCAAGCGUAAGGGUCGUGGUUUUGGCAACGAAAGCAAUGUUCGUGAACCCAUCCAGCACUAUGAACGUGUACGACAUGACGACGAUGAUGAAUUUGAACCGGGACCACAGCGUUCAGUUGAAGGUUGGAUUUUGUUUGUUACAAACAUUCAUGAAGAGGCACAAGAAGACGAUAUUCAAGAGAAAUUCUGCGAAUACGGUGACAUCAAAAACAUUCACUUGAAUUUGGACCGACGUACCGGUUUCCUCAAAGGUUACGCUUUGGUUGAAUACGAAACAUACAAACAGGCACAGGCAGCACGUGAAGCAUUGAACGGUGGUUUGAUUUUGGGCCAAGCGAUUUCAGUGGACUGGUGUUUCGUCAAAGGACCGAAGAAAACCAAAAAGGCCGAAAGACGCCGAAGAUAAAUACGAUUAUCAAUUUUGCAAAUUCCCAUUAUUUUAUCCGCAAUUUUGAUAAUUUGACACUUGGCCCACUCAUAACAAAUACAAUUUUGUAUUCGCAAAGUACUAAAAUAACUAAAUAAACUCUUGUAUUUCAAAACUAAA